Messenger RNA from Electrophorus electricus (electric eel), 1772 nucleotides. It is a transcript of the gene snupn, whose product is annotated as snurportin 1. The record is from RefSeq and is a predicted model, not a curated record. Gene Ontology annotation, biological process: snRNA import into nucleus; protein import into nucleus. NCBI's taxonomy places the organism in Eukaryota, Metazoa, Chordata, Actinopteri, Gymnotiformes, Gymnotidae. Gene Ontology annotation, cellular component: nucleus; cytoplasm. Gene Ontology annotation, molecular function: nuclear import signal receptor activity; protein binding.
CCUGUUUCCUAGAACUAUGGUUUAGCGUUAUUGUUCUCUGAGACCAUGGGUCCAAAUCCUGGAGAGUAACAGUAUGCGACGGAAUUUGUAGCUAGCAACCAAACGGAAGUAGCAAAAGUUAGCUAACGUAGCUAGCUAGGUUAGGUUAUCUACCAGCUAGCGUUAGCUGGUUAACUUUGGCUUUUCCUUCAGAUCCGAAUCCGUUUUCGCAUGCAUUGGAAAUGGAAGAUAACGUCAGCUAGCUAGAUAGCUAACUAGCUAUAUAUAGCUGUCUUAUUAGCAAACACCAAGUUGCUUGACGAAAAAUUGCUAUGCUCGCCUGAGUGUGAAACUGCCAGUUCAGUAAAAGUAGACCACGGUCGAAUUGUAACUAUUUAAUUUGGUGUAAAUUUGUAACUUGCUAAUUAACUUGUAGGUAUCGUUACAUGCAUGACGAACGUCGUCGACAUCUAAUGUCCGUAAUGGAGGCCUUGACGCAAGCACUCUCCUCCAGUUUCUCUGUAUCCAGAGAGCCCAACAGCACAUCCGCUCCCCACCCGCGCCUGGGCCAGUAUAAGGCUAGAUAUAGCGCGCUAGAACAGCAUGAACGGCGGAGGAAAUUCCUGGAGCAGCAAAAACUGAAAAGACUCAACUACGUGAAUCAUGCCCGCCACUUGGCCGAUGGAGACUGGACGGGGACGGACAGUGAUGAAGAGGAGGAGAGACAAAAGAGCCUGUCACAGGAUGAAGCGGAAGAUGAAGGAAUGGAGAUUGAGCAACGACGAAAGCUGCCAAAGCACUACGCCAACCAGCUGAUGCUGUCAGAGUGGCUGGUGGAUGUCCCUGUGGAUCUAAGCUCUGAUUGGCUGCUCGUGGUCUGUCCUGUAGGGAAGCGCUCUCUUGUUGUUGCAUCUAAGGGUUCCACUGCGUCAUACACUAAAAGUGGGUACUGUGUAAAUCGUUUCCCCUCUUUGCUACCAGGAGGGAACAGGCACAAUUCAGCCAUAGGGAAAGAUUAUACCAUCCUAGACUGCAUUUACAGUGAAGUGGAUAGGACCUACUACAUCCUGGAUGUGAUGUGCUGGAGAGGACAUCCUGUAUAUGACUGUCCUACAGAGUUCCGGUUCUACUGGUUGCAGUCGAAGGUUGAAGAGGUGGAAGGACUGUCCGAGAUUGGCAAACGGAAUCCUUUCCGUUUUGUGAGUCUUAACAGCAUCAGCUGUUCAACAGAGUGCAUUCAGAAGACUUUGGCACAGGAUUAUAGCUUCAGCGUGGACGGACUCCUUUUCUACCACCGGGAGACUCACUACACGCCAGGCAGUACCCCGCUGGUGGGCUGGCUCAGGCCCUACAUGGUGGCAGACAUUCUGGGCAUGGAGGUGCCACAGUGCCCCCUCACCACAAAGCCCAACUAUGCCGGUCACCAGAUGCAGCAGAUUCUGGAGCACAAGAAGACGUCCACUGAGGUUCGGCCGGCAGAUCAGAAUGGGACAUAUGAGCUGGAGCAUCUCUCCACACCAGACACCCAGACAGAAGCUAACAAGCACAGAGAGGGCAUGGAGAGCUGAAGACUUGUGACCUUCCAGGCACAUCAAGUCCUACUCAAAGAUCCCACAUUAUAUAUGAUUGCCCUCAAAUAUUAAUACUGGCAUAAAGUUGACAUCCAUCAUUGACCAGUUGAAGGUUAAACUGCAUUUGUCAUAACAAUACAGAAAUAAACCUGUAUUGUACGUCUUGCUUUUAAAUAGGCUGUUUGAUCACGCUGCUGUGGUCACACACACAACCCCCCCCCC